Trichomonas vaginalis G3 is the source of this 351-nucleotide messenger RNA. Its product is annotated as protein of unknown function, DUF4106 family. The transcript has a single exon. The record is from RefSeq and is a predicted model, not a curated record. NCBI's taxonomy places the organism in Eukaryota, Parabasalia, Trichomonadida, Trichomonadidae. Bases 1 to 351 code for a protein of 116 amino acids.
AUGCCACGUAAGCUACGUAAGAAUAUACGUAAGAGGAAGAGAGCAUUGAAACAUCCAAUAGUAAAACUGACACCACAACAACAGUUGCAACAACAAAUGCUGAAUGACCCCACUAUGUUGCAACAAAUGUCAAGCAACCCUAUGCUUUUAAACCGAGUUAUUGGUGCACAGAGUGGAGGUUUAAGAGCGGCACUUUUAGCGAAAAUGGCAGGCUAUGGUGGAGCUGCAGACGGAACAGCUUAUAACCCUCAAAGUCAAAUGAAUUUGAGUUCACUCAAAAAUCAAAUAACAGAUGUCAAAAAGUCAAACAUAGACAUACAGAAACAAAUAAGUGAAACGAAAAGAAACUAG